Molecule: messenger RNA, 1057 nt
Organism: Syngnathoides biaculeatus (alligator pipefish)
Lineage: Eukaryota; Metazoa; Chordata; Actinopteri; Syngnathiformes; Syngnathidae
Gene: slx9
Product: SLX9 ribosome biogenesis factor
Exons: 6
Coding region: 131-871 (246 amino acids)
Biological process (GO): maturation of SSU-rRNA from tricistronic rRNA transcript (SSU-rRNA, 5.8S rRNA, LSU-rRNA)
Cellular component (GO): 90S preribosome; preribosome, small subunit precursor; nucleolus
Source: RefSeq, a predicted model, not a curated record
CCAUUAAGAUGGACGUCAUGCAGGAAACGAAGAAGACAUACACUCGUGUUAAAGGAACCAAAUCCCGAGGUGUAGUUUAGCGGAAAAUUUGUUUUCACAGUAUCGUAAACGCAGCUUGACUUGCCUGAAAAUGGUUGGAAAAAUUAAGAACGUCCGCCAGAAGCUGCACCAGAAAGCUGUGAAGCUGACGUGGCUGCCGGGCUUUGCUUCGUCCAAAGGUAAAGGGUCGGACGAGCCUUUCAUCUGCCAAACGCAGCAGCCAAGUCAUUCACUUGUGGACAAUGGCUUCCCUGAAGUUACAAGAAAGAUGCAAGCCCAGGACCAAAUGUCUUCCCAUGCUGGGAUCUUUUCAGGAACAGAAAUUGCCCCAGAGGCCCUGAAGCAGACGUUAACAUUCAAUGACCCUCCAGCAGCCCCCACACCUGCCAAGGCAGGAAAUGCUGAAGAAAAGAAAGUGAAGUCAAAGAAAGAAAAGAUGAAAGAAAGAAGGGAACGAUGGCUCAACAAGAUAAGCAUUAUCAAGUUGACAAAGGAGCGUCAAGCGGCACAGGCUCGGCGGCAGGCCACUCCCGUUGUGGGAGACAUGAGCGUGCUCGCGGAAGCCCUGCCCGAGCUGUCGGAGCUCAUCACCCCGGCUACAUCAGCCCGCUUAGGCCCCACAGCUCGCCGGAAAAGCAAAGUGCCUGUCAAGAAGAGCGCCGCAACCGAUUUCAGUCAGAUGAGACCGCUACAGAAACGCAAACUCUUGGAGUCGGAAAUCAGUAGGUUUGGUGAAGCGGUGAAAAUCCUCAGCAGCAAAAGGAAUCCUCUCAAUGACAUCUCUGAACAUCUGAGGAAGAGACUAAAGCAUUUAGAAGAAGGUUCCAGUUAACAUCAGUAAGAUGUUUAUUACUUACUGUAUUUAAACCAUACGUCACCGUUCCUCCAUUACAGAAUCCUCGUGUACUGUGUUUUUUUUUUUUUUAGACUGUCGACUAUAAUGUCAACACAGACUCAACUGACAACAGCCUUUCGUGAAUGUUUUUAGUUUAUGAUCACCAAUAAAAUUGUACUUUCA